UAAACACUCUGUGCGGGAUGGCAAACUAUUUAAGGUAAGUGCGUGUUUUGUUUCUGCCCGGACUUUUUUUAUGUUGGCGUUUUGUGUUUCCGCUCCAGUGGCGUGGUGAGGAACUCGACAGUGACGAAAUGCAGGACCCCAACGAGGACACAGAGUGGAAUGACAUCCUGAGGAAGAAAGGUAUUCUCCCCCCAAAGGAGGUCCCUAAAGACGAUGAAGAGGAGGAAGAGUUGGCUCUCCAGCAGCAGUCUGUCGUGAAAACGUACGAGAACAUGACACUGGAGGAGCUGGAGGAGAACGAAGACGAGUUCGAAGAAGACGACGAGGCCGCGAUUGAGAUGUACAGACAGAAGCGGUUGGCUGAGUGGAAGACGACACAGAUGAAGAAUGUGUUCGGGGAAGUGAUGGAGAUCUCCGGUCAGGAUUACGUCAACGAAGUCAACAAAGCGGGAGAUGGCAUCUGGGUCGUGCUGCACCUCUACAAGCAAGGCAUCCCUCUGUGCGCCCUGAUCAACCAGCACCUGAGCGCGCUGGCCCGCAAGUUCCCUCAGACCAAGUUCCUGAAGUCCAUCUCCACCACCUGCAUCGCCAACUACCCCGACAAAAACCUGCCGACUGUCUUCGUCUACUGCGACGGCAACAUGAAGGCGCAGUUCAUUGGGCCCCUCGUCUUUGGCGGCAUGAACCUGACGCUAGAAGAGCUGGAGUGGAGGCUGUCCGAGUCGGGGGCGGUCAAGACGGAUCUGGAGGAGAACCCCCACAAGCAAAUCUACAACCACAUGAUGUCGUCCAUCAGGUGCUCGGUCCCGACGCGCAACCACAGCGAUGACUCUGAUGAAGAUUAAGACCUCCGCUCCAAACCCUUCUUUUUUUCUAACAAGACUUUUCAUACCUUAUUAUUUAAGUCCACUUUCCAAAAUAUCGGCCGGGUAAACAAUCAUGUGCUCACGCAAAUCGACAUUAAACUCGUUUUUAUCAA
Syngnathoides biaculeatus (alligator pipefish) is the source of this 979-nucleotide messenger RNA. It is a transcript of the gene pdcl3, whose product is annotated as phosducin-like 3. Gene Ontology annotation, biological process: protein folding; positive regulation of gene expression; angiogenesis. Lineage: Eukaryota; Metazoa; Chordata; Actinopteri; Syngnathiformes; Syngnathidae. Gene Ontology annotation, cellular component: cytoplasm. The coding region runs from base 129 to 845 and encodes 238 amino acids. The transcript is spliced from 6 exons. The record is from RefSeq and is a predicted model, not a curated record.